This is a messenger RNA of Equus caballus (horse), 7640 nucleotides long. RefSeq names its product CTTNBP2 N-terminal like (gene CTTNBP2NL). Gene Ontology annotation, molecular function: protein phosphatase 2A binding. Lineage: Eukaryota; Metazoa; Chordata; Mammalia; Perissodactyla; Equidae. Gene Ontology annotation, cellular component: actin cytoskeleton. Gene Ontology annotation, biological process: protein dephosphorylation. The record is from RefSeq and is a predicted model, not a curated record.
GUGGCCGGGUCCUCAAGAGAAAAACAAAGAUGGGAUCACCGGUGUCCUCCCACCACCAUCCCAGCUGCCGCUCGCGCCCAACCCCUGAGGGGGCGGGGCCGUCUCCUCCACCUCCCGGUAUUCCCUGAGGAGGCGGCUCCUCAUCCUCCGAGGGUCCUCGCGGCUACUUAUUGUCUCCCGGUAACCCCAGCUCCGCAGAAUGGGCUUCCCUCCUGACACCCCUCAUCUAAAGGACCCCUCGCCCAGCGCCUCAACCUUGGGGGAGGGCGCACAGGUUCCCAUUCUCUAGGCUGCCGCUCCCAACCCCAUUUUGUACCCCCAGGAAGCCAGACAUCCCUCCCUACACCUGUCCCCGCUCGCUAAGGUGACACCAGAGCUGGUUUCAGCCAUAAGAUGUCAGUGUUUUCCAAAAAAGAGAGAUGGGGCGAAGCAAAAAUCGGAGACCCGAUGUAGACUGCCAGCUCCACAGACGAAGCGGCCUUCCCCCGCUUCGCUCUUCCCAUCCCCCAUUCUCUGACCCUCAGCUUUCCUCCUGAAGCCCCUCGGAUCCUCUGUUCUCCACUGAGUCGAGAGCUCAUCUGCUUCGGGACUUUUUUAGACUAGAAGAAGGAGAAAUAGUAACUCCCCAGACCCCCCGCCCCUUGUACCUUCCCUCUACUCUCUAUUCCUUGACGGAGAACCCAGCUUCUAAGGGUUUUUUAGGUUUGAGUUGCAUUUCAUUUUUGCUUUCCAUCCUAUUUCUUCCCCGAGAACUUGAUGAAAAACCAUCCUUUUAUAUUUCACAGUGAAGUGGGUGUGUUGGGUAUCUGUGGAGUUGGCCUUGUGUGGGUAGGAAUGCAGUAUAUAUUGUUUGACUGUCAGUGAGUAACAGCGGGCUUUCAAAGGAAACAGUAUAGAUAAUCAAAUAAAGAGCGGUAGAUUAGGAGUGAGUAUCUCCCGGUCUAGGGUGGGCUGUGCUGUUGCUCGGGGAGACUGCAGUUAACCUUGAAGGUAUAGUUCUGUUGAAACAAAAGGCAGGAAGUGUUUGAAGACAAUUCAGGUUCAGUCGUCUAGGUUUAUGAUUAAUCUGGUCCUGUGGCCUUUGGUUACUCUGUAGACCCUCUUUUAUGGUGGGUUUUUCCCUCUAGGUGAAACUGAUACAUUUAUGAUGUUGUUGAUUGAUUUUACAAGACCAAUAUCAUCGACCAAAAUUCAGGGGAUGAAAAGUAAUAGCAAGUUUUAAAUCUCAGAGAUAAGGAUAAAUAAAAGCAAGGUUAACUCCAGCUAUUCACGCACGUGUGACUACCGGAAAGUGUCUCUGUAGUGUGCUCAUAAAGGCUUUGUCAAGUUGGCCUUCAAUUCAGCAGCUGCAAAAAUAUUGAUGAUUUGGGCCUAAUGUUAAUGCCAUUGAAUCCUCGGUAAUCUCUAUUCCUAGCACUUUCAUACAUUCAAAUUUGCCAUAUUUUUUAGCAUUGUUUCUUUUGCUUUCAAUCUGAAGUCCAUCGUACUACUGUUAUCUGUAGCCAAAGUUGAUAGCAAUGAGAUGCAGGGAGGUGGAAUCGCAGAGUCUGUUAUGAUGGCUGUCUUUUACCUUCCUGGUGAGACUAUCUGAAGGUAGGCCUACUGAAGGUAAUUACCUUUGAAUAGUUAGGUUCGAAGUUUUCAGAGCCACUCUCAGAGCUCACAGAUCUGUUUAGUGAUUGUUUCCAGAUUCCAACGAAAAAGCAUAGAGAAGAAACUAUGUGGAGGGUCUUCAGCAAACACAAAGUGUCCUGCAAUAGGAGGGUAAGACAUGGGCCACCAGCAAUGGCAGCAGAGAAAAACUAAAAGCAGAACAGGAAAUCCCAAAAAAGAUACAUCUUAUUAUCUGAGUGAGAACAGAAAGUAAACUAAGGUAAGAGUCUGAGGAAAUCAAAGGAGUGAUUUCCAGGGCCUUCAAGAGCAGAGAGGAAAAAGCAAAUGAUGCUCUGUGAUUAUUUGGCACAAUAAGCAAGUUGGUACACAUUUGGGUCUUAGAAAUCUUUCCUCUAGCUUUUUUCAACACCUGUUUGGUCAUGUUAGAUAAAGAAAAGCACUGUAUGCGGAGAAUUUUUAUGUAUAUGUUUACUCUAUUUCAUUAAAUUAAAAAUUCUUUGUGAGCAGGUAGUAUGGGUUUUUUUCAUCUUUGUGUCUUUCACAUGCCUAGUAUAUAGUUUGACUUAAUGAGUGUGUGUUGCACUUCGUUUGAAUCUGUCCCCUUAGAGUAGACUGGACACAUGCUCCACUGAUAAGGCACAUCUUGUUAUUAUAAACAGUCCACUUUUUGUCUUAAUUUAACUUUAUUUUCCCUAUCUUCUAUCUUCUGAAACUCCAAUAUCUUAAUAGACUCUAAAAUAUUGAAUUUCCUAUAAGAAAAUAGCUGCUGGUUAGGUUUAUAAUUUUGCCACGAUGAAAUCUGAACCAGACGUAUUAAUGUAAUCAGUGCUCGUCAUUUUAGGAUUUUACUUUUCUAAGACUCUGACCCGAGACGAGUGAAGUGAAUUUAGGGGAGCACGCCAGGAACUGAGUGCUGAUUUUUGUUUAAGAACACUUUCUCCGUGUUUGGUUUUGACAAGUUACUGAUCUACUUUGGGACUUUUUAUUUUAAUGGAUUUUUAGUUGAUUUGGUGCUUCUGAACUAGCGCUAAAUACGUGACCGGGGCAUCAGCAGCAUCGGGUCUCUGAACGGACUCAUGCUGAUUACGGUAGGCAUGGUGCACAGCCCACAACGGGUUUAUGUCUUGGCAGAAUCUGGUUUGCAGUGCCACCGGUUAAUCUGCAGAACAAGAUUGGAAUUCUUGGCUUUUCUGAGUGGAGCAGAGUGGUGUUUCUGGGGUUACCAUUGAAAUGGUGUCUGGUGGCAUGAGACAAGAAGCAGAGAUUUAUUUCUAGAGGAAAUUUGUCCAGUCUGUGUAUUGGACACUUUUCCACCAUGCUGACGGCAUUUUAACUAUAUUUGUCAAUUUUCUCAAAUUGUAAUUGAAGAAAAACCUUAAGAAUUUAUACUUGAGGACUGAAGUGUGACUGCCAAUUAUCAGGCUUUCAGGAUGAAUCUGGAAAAACUCAGUAAGCCUGAGCUCCUGACACUAUUCAGUAUUCUUGAAGGAGAACUUGAAGCGAGGGACCUUGUUAUAGAAGCUUUAAAGGCCCAACACAGAGAUACUUUCAUUGAAGAACGCUAUGGAAAAUAUAACAUCAGUGAUCCUUUAAUGGCUCUACAGAGAGACUUUGAAACACUGAAGGAGAAAAAUGAUGGCGAGAAACAGCCGGUCUGCACAAACCCACUCUCCAUUCUUAAGGUGGUGAUGAAGCAGUGCAAGAACAUGCAGGAGCGCAUGCUGUCCCAGCUGGCUGCUGCUGAGAGCAGGCACCGGAAGGUGAUCCUAGACCUUGAGGAAGAAAGGCAAAGGCAUGCACAGGACACAGCUGAAGGGGAUGAUGUCACCUACAUGCUGGAGAAGGAGAGAGAGCGGCUGACUCAACAGUUGGAAUUUGAAAAGUCCCAAGUGAAAAAGUUUGAAAAAGAGCAGAAGAAGCUCUCGAGUCAGCUGGAAGAGGAGCGCUCCCGCCACAAGCAGCUGUCAUCCAUGCUGGUGCUCGAGUGCAAGAAAGCCACCAGCAAGGCAGCCGAGGAGGGGCAGAAGGCAGGAGAGCUGAGCCUGAAAUUGGAGAAGGAGAAGAGCCGGGUGAGUAAACUAGAGGAAGAGCUGGCAGCUGAGAGGAAGCGAGGCUUGCAGACCGAGGCCCAGGUGGAGAAGCAGUUGUCUGAGUUUGACAUCGAGAGAGAGCAACUGAGAGCAAAACUGAACCGAGAAGAGAACCGGACCAAAACUCUGAAAGAAGAGAUGGAAAGUUUGAAGAAGACAGUGCAGGAUCUCGAGGCUUCUCACCAGUAUAGUAGCCCUAAUGAGCAAUUGAAGAAACUGGUGACGAUGUCUAAAGCCACAGCGACUGAGCCCCCCAUGCUCGUGUCUGUAUUUUGCCAAACAGAGAGUUUUCAGGCAGAAAGAACCCCUGGGAGCAACACAGCCAAGGUGACAACCACUGGGCUGCCUGGUCCCACCACUGCUACUUACUCUUAUGCAAAAGCCAAUGGCCAUUUUGACCCAGAGAUACAAACUACCAAGGAAUUGAUCACAGGCAGCAGUGCAGAAGACCAAGUGCCUCCACGAGAGAAAUCUGUGGGACUGGCCCAAGAGAAGGCAGUGGAGAAUGGUGGGUGUCCUGUGGGAAUUGAGACUCCAGUCUCAGUGCCUAGUCACCUCCCUUCCAGUGGGACCUCACUGUCUCCCAGCAGCACUGCCUCCUCCUCUCUCACAUCCUCUCCAUGCUCUUCACCAGUACUAACUAAGCGCUUGUUGGGGUCCUCAGCUAGCAGCCCCGGCUACCAGUCAUCCUACCAAGUAGGGAUCAACCAGAGGUUCCAUGCUGCUCGGCAUAAAUUUCAGUCACAAGCAGAUCAGGAUCAACAAGCCAGCGGUCUACAGAGUCCUCCAUCCAGGGAUCUGUCCCCUACCCUCGUGGACAACUCUGCCGCUAAGCAGCUGGCCCGAAAUACAGUCACUCAGGUGCUCUCCAGAUUCACUAGCCAACAAGGGCCAAUCAAGCCCGUCUCUCCUAACAGCUCUCCCUUUGGCACAGACUAUCGAAAUCUGGCCAACACUGCCAACCCAAGAGGUGACACAGGCCAUUCACCUACUCCAGGGAAAGUGUCCAGUCCUCUGAGCCCCCUGUCUCCAGGGAUCAAGUCCCCCACCAUCCCCAGAGCUGAGAGAGGAAACCCUCCACCCAUCCCACCCAAAAAACCUGGUCUCACUCCUUCUCCAUCCACUACCACUCCAAUGACCAAAACUCAUUCCCAGGCAUCUUCUUUGACCACCACAGAAGAGCUUGCCAGCAGCUGCUCUUCUAAUGCUGUCGUAGCCAAUGGCAAGGACGUUGAGAUACUCUUGCCUAGCAGCAGCUAGUCCCUAGGAGGGAGCUUCCCUCUACUUUUGACAUUCCAUCAAAUUUUGUCCAAGAGCUCAGAGUCAAACCGUUGAGUCAGAUCAUCUUAUUUAUUUUGAUAGUAGCUGAAACCAUCUGUAUAAUACAUUUAGUUUAGUUCACCUUUUUGUAUUUUUUUAAGUAGAAACUGAGUAGUUUGGAUUUUUAUGACUCACAUCUUUGUACUAAAGCUAGAAGGGCACUUCAAAGAUGUCUCAAGCUCAGCAGUCACCAUCAUGUUGUGAUGGAGAAAGCUAAUUGAGUACCAGGUGGUGAUGUGCCAUCUGUUUUGGAACUAGAAUCACUCAACACUCAUUUUGAAUUAUGCAGAAGUGGUUCAUGCAGAUUUUUAUUCCAGAUGAACAUGUUUAAAAAGUGCCUGAAAUAAGACUGCCAUAUGAAUGUGAUUCUGCAGCAAAAACACAAAAUGGAUUAUUUAAUUGCAGAAAAUGAGAUCUUCUGUGAAUUCUGAAUGUUAAAAACUAACACUGCUUUUAAUCAUCUUUUACUGUUUUUAAUACAAGCUUUGUAUUCAGAAACAAAGCUGCAUACGUAGAAUGGGAAUCCUGAAGGUGGGUGUGAACUCAGCACAGAGCUGAGCUUUAUAGAGCCCUCGAGAAACCCUGCUGAGCAUUAAGCAGUUGGGGUGCUGAUUUUCUUGUACUUUUGAAAAAUUAAGUCACCCCCAGUUUCCUGCAUAAAUUCUUGAAUAGAAUGAAAUCACAUCUCCAUUCAAAAAAUGUCUUCAGGCAUCUACUGUUGUGUAAGGAACUUCUGAUUCCGAUUGCUGUUACUUGAAUACGAAAUGGCUACUCAUUCUGUAUAAAAGUUUUGCAACAGAAUGAGAUCUUUAUUAUGUAAUCAAAAAGCAAUAACUUAAAAUUCAGUUUCUUUAUAAUAUUAUAAGUCAGAAUUAUACAGGUUUUACUAAAUUGUUAUACUUACUCUCCAAGCUGCCAGCCCUUGGUGUCUGUAUCUGUGGAACCAAAUUAACUUUUGCCUAAAUGGAAGUACACAUAUAUCUGUAUAGAUACACACCCCUUUACGUGUUUAACACACACACUUAAACACAUAAAUAUUAGUGUGAUUGUAUCUUUGGAGUUUGCAAUAUAGCAUAAAAGACGAGCAGAAAUGCACCUUAAGAUUACCUACCAAAGCAACUAGAUGUGGCUGGGAUCUAAUCAGUCAAGGAAGUAAUUGUGUCCACAGGGAGGUGGGGAAAUUCCAAAUAAAGUCAGGUCUUCAGCAUCAUAAAAAGGCAGAGCCAAACUAACCCAGUGUCACAGAACUCAACUGGUCAUAUGAGUGAAAUAGGUCACUCAGUCAAAUGGUGUAAGACAGCUGGGGGUAGUGGAAGCUGUAGCAAACUGAAGUGCCCAAGCCCCGUUUAAAAGGGCACCCCUGUUCAACUCCUGGGGCUUGUUGCCAUGCAAUAAUGCCAGACCAGGGUUACCAGCUCCUCAAAUUUUUAUGAAAUCCAAAUUUUCAUGAGAAACAUUUUCAUUUUUAAAUAUCAAAACUGAUUCAAAAUUUUAAACACUGCUGGUUAAACAUUUCUGCAGCCAGAUGUAGCUCACAAGCUGCCAAGUUGCAACCUCUAUUUCCAGAAACUUCUGUCAUUUCCAUCAUAUCGAGUUUGUGAGGACAAAAGCCUCCACUCUUUCCAACUUGUAGGCUAGUACAGCUGACAAAGUCCAUGGACUAUAAUGACUAUCCCCCUCUUCCAAAAAGGACUGCAGCCCAGCUCGGACAUGGUGGUUGUAUGACUGUGUCCACAGGGAUGGAGAGGCCUUGGUGUCCUCACAUACAUUCUUCUAGCCAACAUCUCUCCUAGCAGCCCCUGACCUCCUGCUAUAAUUUAAAUCGAUUUUCUCUUAAUCUAAUCUGAGUUGAUGAGAGAAAGGCAGGUGAUGGAAAUCACUGUAUAAAUCACAAUGGAGUAUAUUAGUGUCGCCACAGCUUAUGGUUUCACUAAGGCCAAUACAUCAAAAAUUAAAAUACUACUAAUGCCCCAGGGUGUCUACCAAAUGAUGAAGGGGGUGUCUUAUAAACUGCCCAAAGCAAUCAUGCAUUAAACUUUAUUCCCAUGCAUAGCCAAAUGAACAGUGUUAAUGAUAAAAUAGCUGAACUUUCUAAACAGGGGAGUGGGCUAUAGUCCCAGAGCAUUCUUACCUCUCUUGCUUUAAAUGGUAAUCUUAAAAGUUGCAUUGUGCUCUUCCUUUGUUUUGGCAUAGAUAUAUAUAGAGAGAGAUACUAUAAGGAAGUUUAUUUCUUAGGAAGUGCACUGAAUAAUGUAAUUCUUUUACAGUGUAAUAUGGGGGUGGGGAAAUGCAAAAGAAAUGUGUAUUUUUGCUAGUUGCCUAUCUUCUGAGAUAAAUAAGCACAAUACUGCAAUGGAUCCAAUAAUCCAGUUAGGUAUUAUAGAUUAGUAUUUAAGUUUGCUGUAGAUUGUGUGUGUGCAAAGUAAAAGUUCCAUGAUUCACAGUUUUGGUAUUAACCCAUGUUGCGAAAUCUAUGCUACUGGUCAACAGAUUAUAAUGAUGUGCAACACAUAACACAAGCAUUAACUAGUCAUUAACAUUUGUAAAGCCAAAUGUACCAUGCAGAAGUCUUCAUCCAUUUUUAUAGCAGACGACAUUAAAACAAGUUAAGUCAUA